CUCUUUUAGGAAAUAUUUUUUUAAGUAACCAUUUGUGCUCAUUCUGUCUUCUUUUUUUUAGCUGUUUUUGUUUUCCAGCUGUAGUAGGUUUUUCACCUUAAAAGAGUUUAUUUCUAGAGCCAUCGGUUCAUUGAAAGAUCCCACUUAAUGCCACUUUUGACCUUUUAUUAAAGUGAAAAAAAUAAUAAAAACCUAAGUUUGGCUCCUACAGUUUUUAAGGUGUUGUAGAAACAUCUAGAAGGUUCCUAAAGUUGUCAUUUUUUCUCCAUCAGGCCUUCAUCAUGAACAGUGUCAAUUACAGCUGCAUGGACGUGGACCGGCUCAUGAAGCGGUACUACCUACCCGUAGCUUACAGCCUCAUCUUCAUCGUGGGCUUGUUUGGGAACAUGAUCUCCAUCAGCAUCUACUUGACCAAGCUGCGACCCUGGAAGAGCAGCAGCAUCAUCAUGGUCAACCUGGCGCUGACCGACCUGCUGUACGUGCUCACCAUGCCCUUCCUGAUCUACUACUACAUCAACGAGGGCUCCUGGAUGCUGGGCGACUUCAUGUGCCGCUUCAUGCGCUUCGCCUUUCACUUUCACCUGUACGGCAGCAUUCUGUUCCUCACCUGCCUCGCCAUCUUCCGCUACGUGGUGGUGGUGCAGCCGUUCAGGGCGGCGCAGGUGCAGGAUAAGUUCUGGGGCACCAUCGCAUGUCUAACCGUGUGGACCAUCGCCGCCACUGAAACCACGCCCAUGUUGACCAUCGUUUCCUUGAGCGUGGACAAGGACAACAACACGCAGUGUCUUGUGUUCGCCAGCACCGAGCCGGUCACCGCCGUGCGCGAGUACAGCUGGCUGCUCACGGCCAUCGGGUUUGCGCUCCCCCUGCUGGUGGUCUUCUUCUGCAACAUCGGUAUCGUCAGGGAGCUGGCCAAGGGGCCGAGCCCGACCAACUCUUUCCGGAACCGGGCGCAGUGCAUGCUGGUUCUCAUCCUGGGACUCUUCGUCCUGUGCUUCCUGCCGUACCACAUCCUGCGCGGCCUGUGGAUCGAAACCCAGCACGACAUGAGGACGCUGAACAGCAACACCCCGGCGUGCAGCGGCCACAUCACGCAAGCCGUGUACCUCAUCUCCAGGCCGCUGGCGGCCAUCAACACCUUCUUCAACCUGGCACUGUACACUCUGUCGGGGAACAAGUUCAGGAGGGCGUUCCUGAGCGUCUUCUGUCGGGAGCGCUGGCUCAUCAAGGCCAGUUUGAGGAUCCAGCGGAUGAUCAUGACCAAGGCGACCAACGACAUUCCCGCCAUCCCCUGAUUGUUUUCUUUCAGGGACAUUUAGAAACUUUGACUGCAAACAGGUUUACAUCUUUGCUGAGGGUUGUUGGGGCAAAUGGGUGUAAUUAAAUCUCCUAAAGUAAAAAGUUUUGCUUCUUUUGUCGUAAAAAUGUUCAGAUUUU
This is a messenger RNA of Oryzias melastigma (Indian medaka), 1437 nucleotides long. Its product is annotated as 2-oxoglutarate receptor 1-like. Bases 282 to 1295 code for a protein of 337 amino acids. Gene Ontology annotation, biological process: G protein-coupled receptor signaling pathway. Lineage: Eukaryota; Metazoa; Chordata; Actinopteri; Beloniformes; Adrianichthyidae. Gene Ontology annotation, cellular component: plasma membrane. Gene Ontology annotation, molecular function: G protein-coupled receptor activity. The transcript has a single exon. The record is from RefSeq and is a predicted model, not a curated record.